AGGCGGCCCUGGAAGGCUUGCGCGGAGCUGUCCGCGGUGCUGAAACCCCGGAGCUGUCCGCGGUGCUGAAACCCCGGAGCUGUCCGCGGUGCUGAAACCCAACCUUCGCUACUAAACUGAGGGGGGGGGGAAAAGCCGAGCGGAAGAGCGCACCAACGGGGCCUGCCCAAGAGAGACCCCCUUUAUGUACAAUCCUUGGCGCAGCGCCGGAGCGUCGGGAGCCUUGAAUUGCGGCGGCGGCGGCGGCGGCAGCGGCGGCAGGGAAGGCAACCUCAGGUGUCCUGGUGGCGCGCUGCUGCGAAGGAUGAAGGGCUUCCUCCGUUUGGUUUUGGGCUACUUGGCAGCAGACCUCCUCCCCCUUCUGCUGUGUCGGGCGCAGGAGAAAGUCGGGCAACACCUGGGCAGCAUCGUGAUGCUGUUCGAUUCCGGCGGGAACCACAGCCGAACGGGUGAGCCGCCACCCGCCGACGCCUCGGAGCCGCCCCCCAGCCCGGAGGCAUGCCGGGGCUACUUUGAUGUGAUGGGCCAGUGGGACGAGGCUUUCAACUGCAGCGUCCGCGGCUACCCGUUUUGCUGUGGCACGUGCGGCUUCCGUUUCUGCUGCCAGGAUCAAAAGAGACGGUUGGACCAGGAGGUCUGCACCAACUAUAUCAAGCCCCCCUGGCUUAACGGGCGCAAGAUGACCAACCGGCCCAUGGACUCAUCCCAUGACCCCACCCGCGACAAGACCAACCUCAUCGUCUACAUCAUCUGUGGGGUGGUUGCUGUCAUGGUUUUGGUGGGCAUCUUCACCAAACUCGGGCUGGAGAAAGCACACCGGCCCCAGCGGGAACACAUGUCCAGGUAAGCUGAGCUCCA
Pantherophis guttatus is the source of this 858-nucleotide messenger RNA. The record is from RefSeq and is a predicted model, not a curated record. NCBI's taxonomy places the organism in Eukaryota, Metazoa, Chordata, Lepidosauria, Squamata, Colubridae.